GUGGCUGAGUUCUGCUGCAUGAAGCUCAACCAGAGGCAAACAGGACCGCAGUGUUUAUUCACUACAACUCCCAGAAGCCACCGCGAACCAGGAAGCAGUGAGGUAUCCUUCCGGGAAGAAGAGGAGCUCCUUCGGGUGAAUAAAGUGGCAGCUGAUCGAUGAUGAUGAAGAGUAAGGCAGAUGAGGAAGACUACUGGAACAGCUCCAAGUUCAAGGCCUUCACCUUCGAUGAUGCUGAUGAUGACCUCAGCAAGCUGAAGGAGUCCAAAAUGGCGGUGAGCAGCAUCGGCCCGCUGAUCGACGGAGAGGAGGAGGAGUGGGAGAGGGUCAGCUGGAGCGGAGAACCCGUCGGCAGUAUAUCAUGGUCCGUUAAAGAGAUGGCGGCGUCCAAUCAGAGAGCAGACAGAGAGCCCGCCUUCCCCAAGAUCUCCACGGAGACGCCGUCACUCAACAAAAGCCAGUCUGGACUCUCUCUGAGUUCUCUGUUCAAAGGGAAAGGCCGAGGAGGAAACCUGCAGAGCUUCAGCGACAUGCUCGGAGACUCGGCGCUGCGGCUCUACACACCAGAACUCCGAAAACCCAAAUCUGAGUACAAGGACCUGCUCAGCGAUUGGACGCCUGAGGAGACGGUUAAGCGGCUGCAGCAGGGGAAGGCCGUGUCUCUGGAGAAGUUCCGCUCCCUUCAGGACAAACUGCUGCUCCUGGAUCUGGCCGUCGCCGCCCAUGAUGGGAACGCCAUCACCGCCGUUCUGAUCUUUCUGAAGAGGACUCUCUGUAAAGAGGUUCUGUUCAGAGAGAUGGAGUCCAGGCAGACGGCGCUGCGGCACCUGAUCCACCUCCUGACGGAGACCCGGGAGCAGCGGCUGCUGCUGGAGCUGCUCAGGGCGCUGGGCCGGACGGAGGAGGCGGCGCUGCUACAGUACAAAGAACACAAGAACAUCAUGGAUGAAAACAAGAGGCGGGACUUCCUGAAGAGCUGUCUCAGCCUCCAGUUUGCUGCCGAGGACUUGGCUCACAUUCAGGAUCACUACACUCUGCUGGAGCGGCAGAUCAUCAUCGAGGCGGCGGACCGGAAGGCGGAGCGAGAAGGAAAGGUGGAGAUCUUCCAGAAAUGUCCCAGAAAAGCUUCCAUCCUCAACAUGCCGCUGAUCACCACCCUCUAUUACUGCUGCUUCUACCAUUACAACGAACCAGAGGGAACCUUCAGCAGUCCAGGAAACGUCCGUCAGACAUUUAAGAUCUCAGAGAAGCAGUACUUUACGACGGCGCUGGCGGCGCGGGCCAAGCUGAAGAACUGGAGCGACGUGGACGCCCUGUUCAGCAGCAGGAACUGGCUCGGCUUCGCCAAGAAGAAAUCGCCGCUGAGCUUCCAGCGAGUCGUCGACAUCCUGCAGAAGAACUCCGCCCCUACACAUGUUCUGCAGGAGUACGUGGCGCUGGUCCAGGACGCCGAGCUGAGGAUCACUUUGGCUCAGAAACAUAAGUGUCACGACAUCGUCAUCAACACGUACCGAGACAUGAAGGACCGACAUCUGCUGGCAGAAUAUCGCAAGAAGGUGGAGCGAGGAUCGGCUGAGGAGAGGAAGAUCGAGGAGUUGCUCAGCAACCCACAAAUUCGAUGGAAAAACUGAGCAGCUUCAGACUUUUAUUGUGAAACUAAGGCGCCUGCUUCCUGUGAGAAAUCCAUCGCCAUGACAACCGAAGUGACCAAUUAGCCAUUAGCAGCUCCAGUUUGGUGAUCGCCAUGGCAACGGUGCCAUAAAGAGACAAUGUGGGCGGGGCCAAGUUUCCUCUUCAUCUGUUUGUGGAAAAACACGAAAGUUAAAAAUAAAAAGUGUAAAAAUA
Cyprinodon tularosa is the source of this 1845-nucleotide messenger RNA. RefSeq names its product VPS33B interacting protein, apical-basolateral polarity regulator, spe-39 homolog (gene vipas39). The record is from RefSeq and is a predicted model, not a curated record. Gene Ontology annotation, biological process: intracellular protein transport; vacuolar transport. Bases 159 to 1631 code for a protein of 490 amino acids. The transcript has 19 exons. Gene Ontology annotation, cellular component: cytoplasm. NCBI's taxonomy places the organism in Eukaryota, Metazoa, Chordata, Actinopteri, Cyprinodontiformes, Cyprinodontidae.